CCCCCUGAACGAGAUUACACGAGAUCGCUUAUCCGCCUCUCCCGCUGAAGGUUUUUGGCGUUGUUUCGCUGGUUUCGCUACGUCAUACGCUCGUAUAUUCCUUUAUUUUGGCUCUAGGCUGUCCGUCCAGUGACGGGUGGUAAGAAUUUCGGCUACUGUAUUGUUCUGAGAGUCCGACGCGAGUGCCCCAACAAAGCCGAACUCUGGUGUAGGCUAUUGGUUUGGCUCGCUGAAGCAACGCAUUACCGGCCAUAGUCGUCAGCCUUUGUUUGCUAAAGUGAGCAGCUCGACUCAAAAGAUCCUGCGAGAAAUGCAGCAUGCGGGCUUCUGCCUGUGCCGGUCCUGAUUUGCACAAGCCGUCCGGGGAGUUGUGAUCUGGAACCAGCGCGAGAGCUCUCAAGAUAGAGCGCCAGCCGGGAAUCAGCGGUGUGCUGCCUGCGAUGGACAAGAAGAAGCCCCUGAAGCGGCCGCGCAUGGACAACCCGCCGCUGGGGGCCCGGGGCCCUGUAGCGAAUGGGCCCCUGCACGCGCGGCCCCUGGUGGCGCUGCUGGACGGGCGCGACUGCUCGGUGGAAAUGCCAAUCCUCAAGGACGUGGCGACGGUGGCCUUCUGUGACGCCCAGUCGACCCAGGAGAUCCACGAGAAGGUGCUGAACGAGGCAGUGGGGGCUCUCAUGUGGCACACCAUCACCCUGACCAAGGAGGACCUUGAGAAGUUCAAGGCCCUGCGUAUCAUUGUGCGCAUUGGGUCGGGGGUGGACAACAUUGACACGAAGGCAGCCGGGGAGCUCGGCAUUGCCGUGUGCAACGUGCCGGGUUACGGCGUGGAGGAGGUGGCCGACACAACACUCUGCCUGAUUCUCAACUUGUACCGGCGCACCUACUGGCUGGCCAACAUGGUGCGUGAGGGCAAGAAGUUCCAGGGCCCCGAGCAGGUGCGCGAGGCGGCCCAGGGUUGUGCCCGCAUCCGGGGAGACACGCUGGGCAUCGUGGGCUUGGGGCGCGUGGGCACGGCGGUGGCUCUGCGAGCCCGGGUGUUUGGCUUCAACGUCAUCUUCUACGACCCUUACCUGCCGGACGGCAUAGAGAAGUCCCUGGGGCUGAGCCGGGUGUACACGCUGCAGGACCUGUUGUUUCAGAGCGACUGUGUGUCGCUGCACUGCACGCUCAACGAGCACAACCACCACCUGAUCAACGAGUACACGAUGAAGCAGAUGCGGCCCGGCGCCUUCCUGGUGAACACAGCUCGAGGCGGCCUGGUGGACGAGGCUGCCCUCGCGGCGGCCCUCAAGGACGGCCGCAUUCGGGCCGCCGCCCUGGACGUGCACGAGAACGAGCCCUACAACACCCUGGCAGGUGAGGCCCCAGGCAGAGCUCCAUGCCGGGACAAGGGCCCCCUGAAGGAGGCCCCCAACCUGAUCUGCACACCGCACGCGGCCUGGUACAGCGACGCCAGCUGCACAGAGUUGCGCGAGAUGGCGGCCACGGAGAUCCGGCGGGCAAUAGUGGGGCGCAUCCCAGACUCGCUGCGCAACUGCGUCAACAAGGAGUACUUUGUCGGCUAUGGGGACGGCAUCAACGGGGGCGCCUACAACUACAACCCCAUGGGGGUGCCACACUCUACGACAGCGCUGGAGCCGCUGGCACCCGGCGUGCCGCACUCGACCUCGCACCUGCAGGACUCGGCCAACCACCUGGCCCCCAAGCCCGAGAGCUCGGAGGUGCACUGACAUAUCAUUCCAGGGGCCCCUCCUACGACCUUCAUUCCUCCUGUCUAGCUCUUGUGUGCUUCUGUUUCCCCUCCUAGGUAGGCUCUUUUAGUUGGCUGCUUUAGGCUCCAUUCCUUCCACGUUCAUGUGUGCAUUAACAUUUGAUGGGUGGCAGUCCCAAAUAAAACUUGGCACCUUUUAACGCUCGGUCCCUUCUUGGCGCUUGCCCGGCCGCUCCGGGGCCCUGUGGCUUGCCGCUCGGAGCUUGCGCUGGGUGCUGCUUGGGGGAGCCGCCGCUUCUUCUUUUGUAAGCAUAGGCGUCUGGACGCAGUGCAGUUCACUUGCGCCCGCCGGGAGGCGUUCUAGGCUGCUGUCGACAUUUGUUUUCCAUUUGGGAGGCUGCGCUUGGGCGGUCUGCCCCAAUUGAAUUGGGAGGGUCUGUUGAUGUCGACGUCGUAGGUGAACUGCACUGUGUACACAUUUUCUUCUGUAAACCAUUCUCGAGGCACACAUACAUUUUUGUUGAUGGCUGAUCGUACUUACUGGUACCAGUCAUUUUGAAAUCUUCCUCGGCUUGCUAUGUAGUGUGAGUUUUUAAGUCGCCGCUUUUUAUGUUACUCUUUAUAAUCUUUUGGAAACUUUUUGCACAUUGAGUUUGCACUGGAGCCGUUUCAAAACAAGGCAUCAAUAUGCGUCAAGUCUCGGAGGGGAGAUUUGAGUUCAUUUGACAAUGCACAUGCACAAGGACUAGGUGUGCAGAAGGUUGUCUGGCCGAAACGUUGUACUCAUCUUCUUUUUUUUUUUUUUCUUUUUUUUUCACUAGCCUUGUGCAUGUGUGUUGAUUUUGUUCUUUCUGGCUGUACUCAUCUGGUUAUCUUAGGACAAGUGCAGCAUUUUGCCACAAUCUGUGGGUAUCCAUCAGAAACAGACUGCAGUCGUGCCUCGUUAGUAUGAACACUCGUUGAGAGAACAGUUGGUGUGCAAGCCUUUCGAGGGCUAGCUGGUUUGGUGGAGUAAUGCCUGACUUCCCACAAACUUUGUCAUGGGGUGCAUUUCUCGCGCUCGGUUAGGCGUUUCUCAAAUAGGUAUAAAAAUUCCUUCUUGCCUGUAGACUUGUACUAUCUCUGCUCUAAUGAGGCUGGUAGGUUGCCCCACUGAAGAGGAAAUGUGCUCAUGUGCUAGCUGGUUUUUAUCUAUUGUCUAACAUUGCCAGUAUGUCGCGUGUUCAGGAAUUGCCUCACACGUAUCGUUGAUAAGCUUAUUGAAGGUUGUGGACUUUAGUGUCAUCCAUUUGAAGCUCCACUGAAUACAAUGUGGGUAAUAUUGGCAGACUGAUGCCAUGCAGGCAGUUUCUAGUGGUAAAAUGAUCUUCACCUGUGCUAACACAUAAAAUGAGCAGUUGCUACAGGUUUACCUCGAAAGCAACCCGGCUUUUUACAUUAUGCCAGGUCAGUACAUGAAAACAUUUAUCAUUUCAAGCUUUUGUCUUUGUAAUGAACACUAUUGUGGGAAGUUGGGCUUUGCUAUAUUGAACUUGUGAUGUAUGUAUGCUCUGUCCCACCUUGAAUGAAUCCUGGCAAGUGCUACAAGCUGUCUGAGCCAGUCUUGCACUGAGAAUGUGCAGCUUAACUGUGUGCCUGGUUAUGAGGUGGCACACAUUUGCCACUGGAUUGCUUGGUUGGCCAUAAUGUCCGUUUAGGGUGAAACAGAGUUUCUAGCUAUCGUGUGUUCAGGACAUCUUUUGUGUUAAGAAAUUUACAGUAGCUCUUCUUUUAAGGGAAGUUCUCACUUUGUUUUGAAGGACAUGGGAAUGCAUUGUGGGAGUGCGCAUCCAAAGUGGUUUUUAGCAACACUGAUACUUGCUAAAAAUUUGCUUUAAGAGUUUGAAAAUGUCCGAGUAAUACCCAAAGAAAAUUGGGAGGUAGUUCCGAUUAAACCAUGUGUGGGCACUUGUUUGGGCUGAACUUCAUUAUAAAUAGGCUUCCGUGUUUUCUAUUUUUCUGCAAAUUCCAAGAUGUGUUUUUUCUACAUAAGGUUGUUUGUCAAGGCUCUUGUGGGCAAAAAUAGGGCAUGGGAUUCCUCAACCUGCAGGUAACAUGCGUGCACCCGAAUACUUUGAAAGUGACCCAGUACCAAUAAGAGAAGGAAACGGGGGUGUGGUUCCGAAAAGGCAGCUGCCUCGGUGACAGUUCGGUCGAGGCUAUGUUCCCGAUUGGCACAAAAUGGAGUUGUACACCCAGGAAGGUGUGGUUUUUCGUAUUCGAGGAGAGCUCGAAUUUUGGGUUUUUAGGUUUUCCUUUAUUUUCAAUAAAACUGGCUCGGGUGGAUUAAAUUUGGGGGUUUAUCGGUAUUUGAGGAAAACACGGAACCCUAAUUAUGAAUUUGCGUCCAGCUAGAUGAGUUCUUAUUAAUCGGUUUGAGCAGACUAAGGUUGUGCUGUUGUGCAUGUGACUGCCUUCAUCUGGCAGUCUUCCUGCGAGUGGAACAAAUUUUGGCUGAACAAAUGUCAAAGACCAUUUUUGGCAACUGCUGUUACUCCCCCCCCCCCCCCCCCCUGCAAGAAGGAAAGUGGCAGCAUUGACCUCAAUAUUAUAUGGUGGUCAUCACUUAUAUUCAAGCAGGUGUCUUUCUUUUUGCAUCGCUGUACAUUUUGCAUUAUCACCUUGUGCGUCUUUGAGGCUUCCCUGGCUCCAUUUUGGAAGAAAGCUGGAGUUUUGUGCUGGAGCCCGAUAGCCCACCCUCUUGCCCACUGGCCCUAUGGAUUUCCGCAAAGCAGUCGCAGCAGACAGUUCGAGAGACUUGUUUCUGUGCACUAUCUUGCACUGUGCAUGUCAAAGGGCCCGGGAUUUGUGCCAUUAUUUAUGCAAUACCUUGAAAAGGAUGGCUGUUUGUUUUUGUAUCCUGCACAACUUCUGACAUGGUGCGGCUGCUUGCUUGGUGGGGUACUUGUUGGCACGCACGUCUGCUUGGAUCUGGCCUUUAAGGAACAUGGUUGCUUUUAGUGAUUUCCCCAACUCGCCAAUCCCUUUCUCAUUUGAAUGUACAAAUUUCUUCGGGCGAGCCAACAGUUUGUUUCUUUAUCUAGGGUCAUAGCGAGACAUUUUUCACAGGAGGUGGACAGUCCUGUCCUUUGUGCUAAAGUCAGCUGUAAGUAGAGCAGCCUGGCAUUGUGCUACGCUUUGCGAGAACAAAGCACUUGUGACGAGUGAUGUUGUAUGGCGUCAUCCUGUAUGUCCAGUCUCCAGAUAGUCCACCAAACCAUCCCCUUCAAUGUGCAUUAUAACGAGCGUGCGUCAUUCUCUAUUCCCAAAGCUGGAACUCUUCAUAGUAAUGUGAUUUUAGUAUGUCAGGUGGAAGGAAUUCAUGCUAUAUUGUUUUGUCCAUACUGCUAGAAAUCCAUAUUAACAAGGCACGACUGUAUUUGAGUUCGUCUGAAUUAAAUGGUUAAUGUACACGUCAUCCCACUUUAACUUUUUCUUGCGGUGUUAUUGGCCAUUUGGGACAUUGCCCAGGCUUGUCUUAUCAUAGCUGAAAACCUUGGCUCCUAUGUGUAAGAAGCAUGUGUGCAAUGCCCUUUGUUUCAGUAUAUGCUUUUUGUCUCAUUUCACACACACAAAAAAAAAAACAUUUUUGUUGCGUAACUUGUACAAAUGGUGCUGGUCAGUGAAGUUUUUGCUCUUGUGACCAAUAAAACAUGUAUACAAUA
Ixodes scapularis (black-legged tick) is the source of this 5415-nucleotide messenger RNA. It is a transcript of the gene CtBP, whose product is annotated as C-terminal-binding protein. The transcript is spliced from 6 exons. Lineage: Eukaryota; Metazoa; Arthropoda; Arachnida; Ixodida; Ixodidae. The record is from RefSeq and is a predicted model, not a curated record. Bases 441 to 1730 code for a protein of 429 amino acids. Gene Ontology annotation, molecular function: transcription corepressor activity; NAD binding; oxidoreductase activity, acting on the CH-OH group of donors, NAD or NADP as acceptor.